Molecule: messenger RNA, 2751 nt
Organism: Misgurnus anguillicaudatus (oriental weatherfish)
Lineage: Eukaryota; Metazoa; Chordata; Actinopteri; Cypriniformes; Cobitidae
Gene: gtf3c4
Product: general transcription factor IIIC, polypeptide 4
Biological process (GO): transcription initiation at RNA polymerase III promoter
Cellular component (GO): transcription factor TFIIIC complex
Molecular function (GO): histone acetyltransferase activity; protein binding
Source: RefSeq, a predicted model, not a curated record
GCUGGAUAUGUGCAAAUGGCUCGGUUGAGUAGAGGUCUGCAACUGAAACAAUAUAAAAUGCACAGAGGGACUUUUGUCAAUCUGGCAACCCAAAACAAAGCACUCAUGAAGCCCCGCCUCCUCCGGUGCCGUAAUUUCCUGGAGAGGCGCUUGUUUUCAUACAGAAAAAUGGCGGCAUCGAGUUCAAACAGUACUUCUGAGAAAGUGGGGACGACGUCUACAGACGAAACGGCACCGGACAAUGAUUUUUGGGCUUCACAAGGGCCGGUGGUGGCGCGGGAUCCGGCGGUGAAGUUGCUGAGUGCGGUGAGCGGUGUGGAGCCGCUGUCAUGGUCAGAUGAUAACCGGCUCUCGGCCUGUAGCAUUACCAGCGUGUCUCUCAUUGAACUUGUGUGUGAUGUACACAGUCUCAGUCAGGAGCUCGUGCUGCACCGCACUCACAUCCCCGUACCAGAUGCCGCGCAUGAACUCAAGGUGGGCCCAGAAAAGGAAGUAAAGGCUGUUAGGGACAAAUUUGCAAGAAGUAAAGAUCCAGUAGUUAGCCAAAUGGUAAUGAUAGACCGAGUCAUCAACCCUCAAAGUGGACGCAUCCAUGGAGUCAAGUACACCAGCUGGUCACCAUUAGGCUGUGACAGCGAUGGCCGCUGCCUUAUUGCCUUUUUAACCCUGGACAAUCGGCUCACAAUCCACUGCAGUCAAAAGCGUUUGCAGUGGACGUCUCUCUUGGACCUUACAGAACUUUAUGGGGAAAUGUUAAAGUCCAGAAACUACUCUGCAAAGAAUGACGGAUCGCCUCCGUGCUCCAUUGACGACUUGGACGAGCUGCAGAGACGGUUUCGCAUGCAGACACCUGUGUGCAUGGAAUGGUCCGGCCUGUGCAAUACGCAACAGGUUCAGACCAAUAACGAAUGUAAAGACAUUGGCGCGGUUCUUCUGGCUGUACUUAUGGAGAACGGAGAUCUAGUUGUGUGGCAUUUCAGUUUACCCCUAAGGGGUAAGGAUUCAGUGCUUUCCUGCAAUACCAUAAAGUCUGAGGUGUCAUCCCCAAACGCACUCGCUUGGUGGGAAUAUGAGCACGGUGGGCGAAAAAUGAGCGGACUGGUUGUGGGUAGCUUGGUUGGACCUGUAAAGAUCCUGCCGGUGAAUCUUAAAGCGGUGAAGGGUUAUUUUACCCUCAGACAGCCUGUGGUGCUGUGGCAGGAUGAGGACCAGAUACCCGUUCACAACAUCAAAUGCAUCACUCUCUUCCACCCACACCAGAAAUGCAACUGCAGCCUUGUUGUGGCUGCACGUGGUUGCUAUGUGUUUUGGUGCCUGUUGCUUAUCUCUAAAGCUGGUCUCAAUGUUCACAAUUCCCACGUCACGGGUCUUCAUUCCACCCCUAUUGUAUCCAUGACUGUUAGUCAUAAAAAUGGGUCUAUUUUCACCUGCUCGUUAGACGGUACGGUUAAAAAGCUCACACCGGUUUUCACAGAUGUUGCGGUGGUGUUCGAACAGCAGGAGAUUGUUCUGCCAGAAGGAGUGGCGGGGCGACGGAUACACGGUAUAUCAGUCAGUCCGAAUGGUGCCUACCUAGCCCUGCUCUGCAGUGAGGGUAUGAUCAAUGGGCUCCACCCCAUCAGCCGCACCUACCAGGUGCAGUUCAUUACCCUCAAGACGCCCAACGAAGCGUCCGCUGAACUCCUUGAGUCUCAAACACAGAACCUCUUCAUACAGACCGACUUGCUGGAUCUGCUGCGUUGGCGAGUACUGAAGGACAAAUGCAUUCCUCAGUUCCUCCAAAAGGAGUUGGAUGAGAAGCUCCAAGGAUCCAAAGGGUCCACAUACCUAUGGAGGCUCAAGCUCUUCCUUCUCCGAGCGCUCCACAAAUCCAUGCAGAAGACCCCUUCGGAAGCCCUUUGGAAGCCAAACCAUAAGGAUGCUAAAGUUUUAGUUGGGGAAGAGGAAGCAGGUGGGGGUGAGGAGGAUGAAAUGGCAGACACGUCUGCUUUGGAUGAGACCAGGCAGGCGGAUGCUGAUAAAUCUCCUAAUGAGGAACGAAUGAGGGAGAUCAGCGGCUGGAUUGAAGAGGUGGAGUCCCACCUGAUCCGCGAGAACAUGAAGAGGGUGCUGGGUGAGGUGUACCUACGCACCUGUGUCACACAGAACACGUGUAUACCUACCAAAGGUGUGUGUGACUUUCUCACAAAUGACCCUGCUAAUGAAGACAGGGCUGCCAAGGUACUAAUAGGUCAUAUUAUGAACAAGAUGAACAAGCAAACGUUUCCAGAGCACUGCAGUCUCUGUAAGGAGGUUCUGCCCUUCACAAGCCACAAACAAGCGGAGUGUAAGAAUGGGCACAGAUGGCUCAGGUGUGUGCUGUCAUAUCAGGCCUGUCAGGGUGUAACGUACCGUCGCUGUCUAUUGCAGGACAGCAUCGCCUCAAUUCCAGAGCCCGAGGACCCAGACUGGAUAAAGAAAAUACUUAAAGGUCCCUGCAUCUUCUGUGACUCCCCGCUCAGCUGACACAGUGGGUAUCAAGACGACAAACUCUCCACAACCGAUUACUGUCACUUAAUAUUAAAAAGAAUGCAAAAUGCCUUUUAAUUCUUAAAAUUCUUUUUUUUUUUAUAAAAGACAUUUAGGAGUUUUGUCCUGAAAAGACCUCUAUUUUAAAGCCAUGCUUUAUUUAAAAUGUAUAAAUAUAAAAUAUAAAUAAAAAGCCUGAUUGUAAUAUAGAAAGAUGUAUAAUAAACUGGUGUUUAAUAUUUA